AUGGCUGAAGCUUUCGUAACUUUAACUGGUGAAAUUCAAGCAAAAUCUCCUGCUAUUUCAUUUAUAAAUUCAAAUAAAGGAAAACCUCUACUAGUUGUCGAUGAUUAUACUUUUAAAUUGAAUAAAGCAACAACAACUACUAAAUAUUGGAUAUGCAUUAUUAAUGGUUGCGCAGCUAAAGUGCAUACUGAUUCAAAUAAUCGAUUGAUGAAAACUGUUGGCAAUCAUAGUCAUCUUCCAGAAAAAGAAAAACUUGAGGUUCGUGAAGUUCGUGAAAAAAUAAAACAACGAGCUAAAAAUGAAACAACACCUAUUCCACGUAUAUACGAUGAAGAAUGUGCAAAAGCUAUGUUAUCAAAUACUGCAAUAGCUAUCUUACCAAGUGAACGUGAAAUGAACAGUGGAAUUAAUAAAGCACGUCGUGCUAUUACACCUAUAAUUCCAAUGACUCAAUUAUUUGAUAUUCCUGAGUCUUAUUCGAAAACUUUGAACAAGAACGAGUUUUUAAUUACUGACAAGAAGAUAACAAGACGCCAACGAAUACUUUUAUUUUCAACAAGUGAACAACUUAAAAUGCUUUUCGCUGCUGAAACAAUAUUCAUGGAUGGCACGUUUUCAACAUGUCCAAGCAUGUUUGAUCAAGUUUAUACAAUUCAUGCGAUAAAAUAUGAUCAAUCCUUUCCUUGUGUUUUUGGCUUAUUACCAAAUCGACAGAAAAGUACAUAUCACUUCAUGUUUCGUGAGUUGAAAGCACUAGCUGUACAAAUGGAUAUUAAUUUUUCACCAAAAUUAAUCAUGAGUGAUUUUGAACCAAGUCUAUUAGCUGUAGUUGCACUCGAAUUUAUUACAGCAACACAUUUAUCUUGUUAUUUUCAUUUCACUCAAGCUAUUUAUCGAGCAAUACAACGAGUUGGCUUAUCAACAACAUAUAAUAAUGAUGAUGAUAUUAAAAAAUUUUGUCGAAAAUUAAUGGCGCUUCCUUUAAUACCAGAAGCGAUUAUCGAAGAUACUUAUGAUGAAUUAAUCGCUACAAUGCCAUCAACAUUAAAGGGCACAUUAAAGGAUUUAUUACAAUAUUUUCAGAAACAAUGGCUUAGCAAAGUUCCUAUUUCUCAAUGGUGUGUACAUGGUCUCAACAUCAGAACCAAUAAUAAUGCUGAAGGUGAUCUUUUUCUUGUAUUUAACUCAGAAAUUUAUCUUUUUAUGCUUCAUUUAGCAUUUCAUAGUCGCUUCAAUCGUCGAGUACAAAUUAACCAUCCAAAUAUAUGGUCAUUUAUUAAGCUUCUUCAAGGAGAAGAAAACCGUUUUCAUCAUAUGUAUGUUCAAUUCAUGGCCGGCUUAGGAACACGAUCAAAACAAGCUAAAACUAUUGCUAUUCAACGUCGUAUAGAUAAACUUGGAGAAAGAUAUUAUGAUGGAGCAAUAAAUGCUAUGGAAUAUUUAGAUGGUUUAUCAUUUGUAGUUGCUAAACGGAAAAAAUAA
This is a messenger RNA of Rotaria sp. Silwood2, 1482 nucleotides long. The record is from the annotation of a GenBank genome assembly. NCBI's taxonomy places the organism in Eukaryota, Metazoa, Rotifera, Eurotatoria, Philodinida, Philodinidae.